AUGAUACGCUGCCUUUUUAUUCUGACGAAUACUCUCGCUUUUCUCGGCGGAACUGCUUUGAUUGGCCUCUGCACUUGGAUCAUUCUUGACGCUGAAUCUAUUGGGAUCGAGGCGGACUUCAUUGUCGAUUUCAUAAAUGGCUUUUUGAAAGAAGUGGCUGAGAACCUCGGCGAAUUGUAUGAAGAACAUGUUGGCAACCCGGAAAUUUUCGAGGACAUUUUUGAAUGGAUUUCAUACGCGACUUAUGUUGCCCUAGCCGCCGGAUGCCUUGUUACGCUGAUAAGUUUUACUGGCUGUUUCGGAGCUCAAGCAAAGAGCCGUUGCCUCUUGACAAUUUUCGAGAUUUUCAUGGCGCUUCUCAUUGUCAUCCAGCUCACUGGAGCUGUUCUCGCGAUCUUCUACUACCCAAAAGUCGAUGAGUUUCUGGUUGAGCGCUUUGCCGAGUACGAGCCGAUUCCGAAUCCGGAGGACAUUAAUGAUGUGAAUCAAAUUCCAGACCCUGAUGUGAUUUUCAACUCGCAAUUUGUUGAUAUCAUGCAGACAAGUCUCGACUGCUGCGGGUGGAAUUCGAAAGAUGAUUUUCCAAAUGAAUUGCCGGAAUCCUGCUUCCAGACCGAUGCCCAAAACUUGACCUCCGUCUGGGAAAACUCCUGCGGACGAAUUUCAAUAAGAAUUUUUCGGCCAAAAAAAUGGCCCCCCUUUUUAUGUGCUCAUAUGAAAGAGCCUUCGAUUCUAAAGAGCCAAAAUAAUGAAACCGAGAAAUAUUUCUUCGUCCUUGCGGAUGACAACGAAAAACCUCGUCUCAGCUAUGUGAUUUCUACUACUGGAGCUUUCAAGGAAGAUCGAGUAAUUCAAACUCCAGAGACGGUUUCUUCUUGGGGCUUUCUUGGUCGAGCUGGAUCAGCGAUGGUCAAUGGAAAGAUGCAUAUUUUUGGGGGAACAGCAGACACAAGAAAGAUCGGGAUUCUCGAUGGUUGUGAGAUUAGACGACUUCGAUACCGCCUUAUCAACGAGUACACUACUAGCUCUUCCAUCGUCUCCGUGCCAACAUUACAAGGAUCGAACGCUCUCCUGUGCUUCGACUUCAAACAAACCGGCAAAGAAUGCGAAGAGUUCAACGGCGAAAUUUCUCUGCGAACAAUUCCUAGCGAAGUCACUCAUCUUGGUGCAUGCCUUGCGAUUUUCAAGGGACAACCAACGGCUGUUAGCAGUUACGAACCAGACGGAUGGAAAACGGUGGAAACAAGGGGUCAGGAUGGAUGGUCGUUUUUAUCUGAACAUCCAAGAAAACUCAAAUACCAUACAUGUCUUGGUCUGGCAGACGGGUUGAUGACCAUCGGUGGCGAGGAUUUCGACGGCUUUCAAAGAAUCAACGAUAUUUGGCUUCUCCGGGAUUCUGACUGGAAUCUUGUUGGAACUCUGAAACAGGUUCCCUAUUUUUUCUUUCUAUUUUUGACCGAAUUUCUCUUCAAGCAAGCUUGGUACGCGUCUUCUUUCUUGAUUUCAGGAGAAAUUUUCGCCAUCAGCGGAGACUACCCUUAUGCGAUUGAAAAAAUUGAAUGGGAUGGGACAAGUGUUGUUUCUUCGGAAAUCAUCAACAAUCAUCCUGCUUACUACGCGAAACCGAUUGUUUUUGAAACUGAUGCAGAAUUUUGCAAAUAA
Oikopleura dioica is the source of this 1662-nucleotide messenger RNA. Lineage: Eukaryota; Metazoa; Chordata; Appendicularia; Copelata; Oikopleuridae. The record is from the annotation of a GenBank genome assembly.